GCCCGCGGGACAGAUGGUGACGGUGCAGUGGCUCUCCCAAAGCCGGACCAAGAGAGAUGCUGAGCUCUUCACACAGGAGGAGCACCCGGCCGCGGGAGAGAUUGUCCUCUCAUCUGACCACCUCCGGAUGGUACUACAAGUGGAACGCAAUCAGGAGCUCCUCAGUCCAGACUUCACAGAGACCUACUACACAGAGGAGGGCCAGCUGGUGACACUGGCCAACCAGAAUAGCACUGACCACUGCUUCUACCACGGCCAUGUGAGGGGGCAUCCCGACUCCUGGGUGGCUCUCAGCACAUGCACGGGAGUCAGGGGCCUGAUAUCCUUGAACUCCAGUCACAACUUCUACCUGGAACCUGUGAGCGGAGAGGACCACUCCCUGUUCAGCACUGACCAGCUGUCCAUCACCCGUGGCAACUGCGGACAUGGACACCCUCACAACAUGCUACUGUCCAAUCAGAUAUCCUCUUUUCACUCCAGGGUAAAGAGGAAUACCUGGGGGACCACCAAGUACAUGGAACUGUACAUAGUGGCAGACAAUACACUGUUUAAGCGUCAGAAUAAGGACUAUGAGAAAACCAAGACCAGGAUAAUGGAAAUUGCCAAUUACGUGGAUAAGUUCUAUAGAGCUCUGAACAUCCGUGUGCCUCUAAUCGGGCUGGAGGUGUGGACAGACAGAGACCAGUGCAUCGUGAAUGAGGAGCCCAAUGCCACACUGUGGUCUUUCCUCCAGUGGAGACAGAAGCUCAAGUCCCGCAAGAAACACGACAAUGCACAACUGCUCACUGGGGUGAUCUUCAAAGGUACAACUAUCGGAAUGGCACCACUGGAGGGAAUGUGCAGCCUGGAAAACUCCGGAGGCAUCAAUGUGGACCACUCUGAGGUGUCCAUUGGAGCUGCUGCCACUAUGGCCCACGAGAUUGGACACAACUUUGGGAUGAGCCACGACCAUGACGGCUGCUGUGUGGAGGCUACAGCCGAGCAGGGGGGCUGUGUCAUGGCCGCCGCAACUGGGCACCCCUUCCCCCGAGUGUUCAGCCGCUGCAGCAAGAGAGACCUGGACAGCUACUUCCAGAAGGGAGGGGGUAUGUGCCUCUACAACAUGCCCAACAUGAAGGACCUGGUGGGGGGCAAGAAGUGCGGUAACGGCUUUGUGGAGGAGGGAGAGGAGUGCGAUUGUGGGGAGCCCGAUGAGUGCACCAAUGACUGCUGCAAUGCCAACAACUGCACCCUGAAGGAGGAGGCUCAAUGUGCCCAUGGGGUCUGCUGUGAGGGUUGUAAGUUGAAACAGGCUGGGACCAUGUGCCGGGGUCCUGCAGGAGCUUGUGAUCUGCCUGAGUACUGCACUGGGGCGUCUCCAUACUGCCCCUCUAACGUGUACCUUCUGGAUGGUUCAUCCUGUCAGUAUGGCCUGGCCUACUGCUACAAUGGCAUGUGCCUCACCCACGAGCAGCAGUGCCUGCAGCUCUGGGGAUAUGGAGCACGGCCAGCCCACGACGCCUGUUUUGAAGACGUCAACGCAGCAGGGAAUGCAUUCGGAAACUGCGGAAAAGAUGAACACGGCAACUAUAUGAAGUGUGAUAAAAGUGAUGCCAAAUGUGGGAAGAUCCAGUGUCAUAGUGCGGCCAAGAAACCCAAAGGCACCAAUGCGGUGUCCAUCGACACCACCAUCAGGACGGGGGGCAUCGAGGUCAAGUGCAGAGGGACCUAUGUGUACAGCACCCAGGACGGACAGGGUGACCUGCCAGACCCUGGCCUGGUUGUUACUGGGACUAAGUGUGGAGAGGGCAAGGUGUGCCGAGACCGCCGCUGCCAAAAUGCCUCCUUCACCGAGCUGGAGACCUGCAUCACGCGCUGUCACGGCAACGGGGUAUGCAACAGUAAUGGAAAUUGUCACUGUAAUCGAGGAUGGGCGCCGCCAUUUUGUGAUAAGCCAGGGCUAGGGGGAAGUGUUGACAGUGGGCCAGUCCAGUAUGACAGUCAGGUGGGGCUGGUGGUUGGUCUGCUCUUUGCCUUCCUGGUGCUGCUGCCUGGAGUCCUCCUGCUCUUCUACUGCUACAGAAUCAAGAGUUCAUACUACCACAAGUGGCUUUCACAGCGGGACAAGAGGAAGAGCAGCAAUCUAUGCGUGCUGCCUCACACCAGUAAAGAGAUGCUGCCGCUCAGACCAGGCCCUGUCUCCAAUGGCACCCAGCCUGUGAACAUAGUGCGCCCGCUCAGACCGGCCCUGUCACCCACGGGUGCAGUCCGGGACAGUAAGGCUGUGCGACCGCCUCUCCCUGUGGGCAAACCUCCUGUCGCCCCACACAAGACCCCUCCUACCCCUCAGAGACUCAGCCCACCCAAGAAGCCUCUGCCCCUCAACCCUACCAGAUCUCCACUGUUGGUGUCUGAGCUGCCAUCUGCGCCCUCGGCCUUUCCCCCUCGAAGGCCCCUCCCCCUCAGCCCGGCGCGGGGGGCGUCUCCCUCAGUGAAGCCCAGACCCUCCCCAGGUCUGCAGGUGAUGAUGCCUCCAGCCAUGGGGCCCAAACCUGUGGGCAAAGUCACAGCCAUCCCCCCUCUCAGAGUACUCAGACCGGUCCCAGGUGCCAAACCAAACACAGCCUCAUCUCCGCCACGAAAAUGACCUUCUGCUCUCCCCGCCUCUACAGAGCGGGGUGCAUACAGCCUAUUUGCACUAAAGAGACUUUGGCUGGGCACACAGGAGUGCACAGAGCAGCAGAGGACAAGCUCAAAGUGAAACCUGGAGACACAACCACAUGAUGUGCCACAGUCCAGGUGAAAGCCUCAGAUCCUGACAGAAAAGGCCUUGAACACACAAAAACAAUCCACUGCUUUCUGCUCAUUUUUACACUGGGAGAGUCUACAUGGCAGCACAGUGGAUCGGCCUUGCACUCGCCUCACAGCAAGAAGGUCCCAGGUUCAAGACAUACUCCAACCUCACUCCCUGGUUGAAGGAGAUUAAUUGCAGAGGUCAAAUUUCUUUGUAGGGACAAUAGAGUCUAAAUCUGGUAAGAGAAGAAUUGCAUUCAAAGCAACUAUAUUUAAUACUGCAAAGUACAUCCUCUACUUCUUUAAAGAUCAUCAAAGACCUGGGUUUAUUAGUCACGAUACAACAAUAAAAACAAACAAAGCAUAC
This is a messenger RNA of Periophthalmus magnuspinnatus, 3139 nucleotides long. RefSeq names its product ADAM metallopeptidase domain 19a (gene adam19a). The record is from RefSeq and is a predicted model, not a curated record. NCBI's taxonomy places the organism in Eukaryota, Metazoa, Chordata, Actinopteri, Gobiiformes, Gobiidae. The transcript has 23 exons. Gene Ontology annotation, biological process: proteolysis. Gene Ontology annotation, molecular function: metalloendopeptidase activity. Bases 14 to 2626 code for a protein of 870 amino acids.